This is a messenger RNA of Eurypyga helias (sunbittern), 2271 nucleotides long. It is a transcript of the gene GFM2, whose product is annotated as G elongation factor, mitochondrial 2. The annotation marks the transcript as partial. Gene Ontology annotation, biological process: mitochondrial translation; ribosome disassembly. The record is from RefSeq and is a predicted model, not a curated record. Gene Ontology annotation, cellular component: mitochondrion. The transcript has 19 exons. Lineage: Eukaryota; Metazoa; Chordata; Aves; Eurypygiformes; Eurypygidae. Gene Ontology annotation, molecular function: translation elongation factor activity; GTPase activity; GTP binding.
CAUGCCUAUUUCAGGAAAACAAAAAUGAGAGUGGUCAGUGUGACACAGCAGAACUGCCACCUAAGAAACUACAGUUCUCCACCAGGAAAUGUUAAGUCUCUGCGUUCUGUCAUUAAUCCUCCUAUGUCCAGAAUCCGAAACAUCGGCAUUAUGGCCCACAUCGACGCGGGGAAGACUACAACAACAGAGAGGAUGCUGUAUUACUCUGGAUACAUAAGAGCACUUGGAGAUGUUGACGACGGGGACACGGUGACAGAUUUUAUGGUCCAAGAGCGAGAACGUGGUAUUACCAUUCAGUCUGCUGCUGUGACGUUUGACUGGAAGGACUACAGGAUCAACCUGAUUGACACCCCGGGUCAUGUGGACUUUACAGUGGAAGUUGAGCGUUGCUUGAGAGUUCUGGAUGGAGCAGUGGCGGUGUUUGAUGCUUCAGCUGGUGUUGAGGCCCAAACCCUGACCGUGUGGAGGCAAGCGGACAAACAUCAGAUACCGCGAAUUUGCUUUUUGAACAAGAUGGACAAAAACAGGGCAAGUUUUACAUACGCUGUUGAGAGUAUCAAACAAAAGUUGAAGACAAAACCUUUGCUUUUGCAGUUGCCCGUUGGGGAAGCCAAGACUUUCAGAGGACUGGUGGAUGUUGUGACUAAGGAACAGAUAAUUUGGAAACCCACUUCUGAUUCGGAUGAUGGAAAAAGUUUUGAGCAAAAGCUGCUGCUGGAGGCUGAUGAUCCCAACCUGUUCCAGGAAGUUCAGGAUGCCAGAAAUACCUUAAUAGAACAAGUUGCAGAUCUGGAUGAUGAAUUUGCUGAACUGGUUCUAGGAGAAUAUAGUGAAAAUUUUGACUUAAUACCAACUGACAAGUUACGGUCUGCUGUCCGCAGAGUCACGAUAGCUCAGAAAGCGGUACCUGUCCUCUGUGGCAGUGCGCUGAAGAACAAAGGGGUGCAGCCACUACUGGAUGCGAUUACUAUGUACUUGCCCGCACCUGAUGAGCGUUCAUAUGAGUUUCUGCAGUGGUACAAGGAUGACCUGUGCGCCCUCGCGUUUAAAGUUCUCCAAGACAAAUGUCGCGGACCGCUGGUUUUUGUUCGCGUUUACUCAGGUUCACUGAAACCUCAAUCGGCUGUAUAUAAUAUUAACAAGAGUUGCACGGAGAGAAUGAGCCGGCUGCUCCUGCCUUUUGCUGAUCAGCAGAUUGAAAUACAGACACUAACGCCUGGCAACAUUGCCCUUACUGUUGGGUUAAAACAGAGUGCCACCGGAGAUACCAUCGUGUCAUCAAAGGCUUCAGCAGUGGCUGCAGCACGCCGUGCCGGAAGGGAUGCGGGGGGAGAGAAGAGGUCUACCAGUGAUGUAGAGAGCCUUCUGCUGGCAGGCGUUGAGAUCCCCGACCCCGUCUUCUUCUGUACAAUUGAACCCCCUUCACUGGCCAAACAACAAGACUUGGAUAACGCACUGAGCUGCCUUCAGCGUGAAGAUCCAAGUUUAAAAGUGAAGGUAGAUCCUGACUCUGGGCAGACUAUUCUUUGUGGCAUGGGAGAACUACACAUCGAGAUCAUUCAUGACAGAAUCAAACGUGAAUACGGAAUUGAGACUUAUCUGGGACCUCUUCAAGUAGCCUACAGAGAAACCAUCCUAAAUGCUGCUCAGGCAACAGAUAUAUUGGACAAAACAGUAGGAGAUAAACGACACUUUGUAACUGCAGAGUUAGAAGUGAAGCCCAGGUUAGGGGAGAGAGCCACGACGAAAGCCGUCAUCGAGUAUGCUGCGAGUGUCAUGGAAGUGCUACCCAAGGAACUCCAAGGAGCUGUAGAAAAUGGAAUUACAAAUUCAUGCAUUCAAGGACCUUUGCUUGGAUUCCCAGUUCAGGAUAUAGAUGUGACGGUGCAAUCACUGGUGGUGCAUCCUGACACCUCCCACACGAUGGUAUCGGCCUGUGUCUCCCGUUGCGUGCAAAAGGCUUUAAAAAAAGCUGGCAUACAGAUACUGGAGCCCGUGAUGAACCUAGAAAUCACAGUAAGUGAAGAUCACCUCAGUGCCGUACUCGCAGACCUCGCACAGCGGAGAGGUAGUAUUCAGGAAAUCCAGAGUCGUCAAGAUGACAGAGUUGUGGUUGCUGCUGUUCCGCUAGCCGAAAUGAUGGGCUACUCAACCGUUCUGCGUUCGCUAACAUCAGGCUCCGCAACCUUCACCCUGGAGCUUGCCAGCUAUCAAGGCCUGAACAGCCAAGAGCAGACUGCACUGCUUCAGAGGAGGAUGGGGUUGGUGUGA